Epinephelus fuscoguttatus (brown-marbled grouper) is the source of this 4204-nucleotide messenger RNA. It is a transcript of the gene nadsyn1, whose product is annotated as NAD synthetase 1. Gene Ontology annotation, biological process: NAD+ biosynthetic process. Lineage: Eukaryota; Metazoa; Chordata; Actinopteri; Perciformes; Serranidae. Bases 109 to 2211 code for a protein of 700 amino acids. The transcript has 22 exons. Gene Ontology annotation, molecular function: glutaminase activity; ATP binding; NAD+ synthase (glutamine-hydrolyzing) activity. Gene Ontology annotation, cellular component: cytoplasm. The record is from RefSeq and is a predicted model, not a curated record.
AGGAACGUGUACAGUCUGUACUUCAGCUCUUCAGAUCAAGUCGAGUCAAGUCCACAUACUUUCUAACGACAGCCAGGUGGACAGGUCCGUGAACGUUACUGUGUGAACAUGGGACGGAAAGUGACUCUGGCAACUUGCUCAUUGAACCAGUGGGCUUUGGACUUUGAAGGCAACCUGCAGAGGAUCCUGAAGAGUAUCGAGAUAGCGAAAGCUCAUGGAGCCAAAUACAGGCUGGGCCCAGAGCUGGAGAUAUGUGGUUAUGGCUGUGCAGACCACUUCUAUGAGUCAGACACGCUGCUCCACAGCUUUCAGGUCCUGAGGAAGCUUCUGGAGUCUCCUGUCACCCAGGACAUCAUCUGUGAUGUGGGCAUGCCCAUCAUGCAUCAUAAUGUGCGCUACAACUGUCGGGUCGUGUUCCUCAACAGAAAGAUCCUGCUGAUCAGACCUAAAAUGCAGAUGGCCAACCACGGGAUCUACCGAGAGAUGCGCUGGUUCUCUCCCUGGAACCACUUAAGGCAUGUGGAGGAGUACUUCCUGCCCAGGAUGAUCCAGGAGGUAACAGGGCAGGACACAGUCCCAUUCGGUGACUGUGUGCUGUCCACAAAGGACACCUGCAUCGGCACUGAGACAUGCCAGGAGCUCUGGAACCCCAGAAGCCCCCAUAUUCAGAUGGGUCUGGAUGGGGUUGAAAUCUUUACUAACUCCUCUGCCAGCCACCACGAGCUCCGCAAAGCUGACCAGAGAGUCAACCUGAUCAAGUCAGCCACCACCAAGAGUGGAGGUAUCUACCUGUACGCCAACCAGAGGGGCUGCGAUGGAGACCGUGUCUACUAUGAUGGUUGUGCCAUGGUGGCCAUCAACGGAGACAUUGUAGCUCAGGGAGCACAGUUCUCACUGAAUGAUGUGGAGGUGGUUACAGCCACUCUAGACCUUGAGGAUGUCCGUAGCUACAGAGGAGAAGUUUGCCAGCCCAACAUGGAAAGUGAACCCAAACCGUGCCACAGGAUCAAAGUUGACUUCUCUUUAUCCAGUUGUGAUGACGUCUACCUCCCUACCCACCAGCCAAUAACAUGUUACUUUCAUACACCAGAGGAAGAGAUCAGUUUAGGGCCGGCCUGCUGGCUGUGGGACUACCUGAGGAGAAGUGGACAGGCUGGUUUCCUGUUGCCUCUGAGCGGAGGAGUCGACAGCUCCUCCACCGCCUGUAUUGUCCACUCAAUGUGUGUGCUGCUCUGCCAGGCUAUAGAGGACGGCAACAGCCAGGUGCUGGAGGAUGUUCGCAGGGUGGUGGGGGAUGAAUCCUACCGUCCUCAGCACCCAAGGGAGCUGUGUGGUCGCAUCUUCACCACCUGCUACAUGGCCAGCGAAAACUCGUCAGAGGACACAUGCAGCAGAGCCAAAAGCCUGGCCAAUCAGAUCGGCAGCACACACAUGAAUAUUAACAUAGACAUGGCGGUGAAAGGCAUUCUGGGUAUCUUCUCAGUGGUCACUGGGAGGUGGCCUCAGUUUCGCGCCAAUGGAGGAAGUCACAGAGAAAACCUGGCUCUGCAGAACGUACAGGCUCGAGUCAGGAUGGUCCUGGCCUACCUGUUUGCCCAGCUCAGUCUGUGGGCUCGUGGGAAGCCAGGUGGAUUACUGGUGCUGGGCUCAGCAAACGUAGAUGAGAGUCUGACAGGGUAUUUCACAAAGUACGACUGCUCCAGUGCCGACAUCAACCCAAUAGGAGGCAUCAGCAAGACAGACCUGAAGAGCUUCCUGCUGUACUGUGCCGAGCAGUUCCAGCUCACCGCUCUGAGAGGCAUCCUGUCCGCUCCACCCACAGCUGAACUGGAGCCACUGACAGAUGGACAGGUGUCGCAAACAGAUGAGGCAGACAUGGGGAUGACUUACUCUGAGUUAUCUGUGAUUGGACGACUGAGGAAGAUCUCCAAGUGCGGCCCCUUCAGUAUGUUCUGUAAACUCAUCCACAUGUGGAAGGAUGCGCUCUCACCCACAGAGGUGGCCCAGAAGGUGAAGCACUUCUUCCGGAUGUACUCAGUGAACCGCCAUAAGAUGACCACAGUAACACCUUCCUACCACGCCGAGAGCUACAGCCCCGACGACAACCGCUUUGACCUCCGACCUUUCCUCUACAACACACGCUGGACCUGGCAGUUCAGGUGCAUCCAAGACCAGGUGUCCCAGAUGGCAGCAAACACUCCACAGCAAUAAGAACCUCAGGUCUUCAGUGUCCAGAGAAAAGCCAUCACAACUUUGACGGAUUAAAAAGAUCAGUCACAGUUUCAGUUAAGCCAAAUAGUUUGUACUGUAAGCACAGGGUCAAGCAGGUGAAACCAGAAAACAGGACCUUUGUUCUACCUCAGUUUGUGACUGUUGACGACAUGCCGUCAUUCCCAAACCAUGCUAAGAAAUAUGGGAUCAUUUCAAGUCUUUUGUCAUGUGAAAUGCAGUAAUGCAGUCAUCUGUGGGAACUAUGCAACAUAUUGAACAUGAAGUGCCAGUCAAGGUACUGGUGUAGGAAAUUAGCUUUGGCUGUAUACAUGUGUACAGCACAUCUGACUCUGCUUCUGCAGCUGUCUGUGUUUCUCUAUACUUGUCCCUUACAAAUUAAAAACACUAAUAAUAAUUUAAAAAAUUAACAGUAAUUUACUCACAGCGUAAGAAACAGUGACUGUGCCUCCUUUCUGAACCUUUCAUGUGAUCAACUAGAACAACUACUUCUCAUUAUAACUCUUUUGGAGGUCGAAUGUCAGUAUUAUGAGUGACAAAGCGCUACAGGGGUUUUCAAACUUGAUGUCUGAUUUCUUCUAAAUGUGAUCGUAAAUAUUCAUAUUAGUAAUAUGGCACUAAAACCAACAUCAUCAACAAAAAGCUUUAAAGGUCCAGUGUCUAAGAUUUAGGGGGAUUUAGUGACAUCUAGUGGUGAGGAUUGCAGAUUGCAACCAGCUGAAACUCUUCCUGGUUAGAAUUCCUUCAGUGUUUAUUGUUCAGGAGGUUUAUACCAGGAACCAAACUAUCCGCAGAGGUCUCUUCCUCUCCUAAACAAACAGAGCAGAUGAUUUAAACCAGUAAAAACACUGAAUAAAGCAGAAUCACGUAACAAAUCAGUGUAUCUCCAACACUGGCAUGUCAGAGACAGGCGGCUAACCCUCUUCAUGCUACUGUGUGCCCAGUCUUUUUCUGUAAUAACUUCAGAUCCACAUGUUCAGAAGGUUUUCAAUGGGAGCUGAAUUAUCCGCAGAUGUCCCUUCCUCUCCAAAACACAUAGACCAGGAGUCUCCUUUAUAAAACAGCGCACAGGAUACAUUCUAAAAAUGUACAAGACAAACUCCAAAAAUGGCAUUGACCAAAAAAUAUUCGACAGUUUCUACAGUCAGGCUUCUACCUCACCAUCUGCUUUGCAAAUUUCCCAUCUCCAAAAAUGUUCGUAAGCAUGGGUCAAAGUUUCUCCCAUCAAGUCUGUUUUUAUAAGUCUAAAUUUUGGCGUGGCAUACACCUCUUUCAGGCCUCGUCUUGUGUGUAUGCUAUGUUUAUAAACGACACAAAUGUCUAUUUAAAAAAAAUGUUUUCCGACGCUCUUGUCGUGGAGGGGCUGCUAACCACAGUGGCCGAUGUGAAAAUGUGAAUGGUCCUAUAUAGAGGCAGUGUUUGGUUUGUCCAUUGAUUUGUCCUACUGUAGAAACAUGGCGAUGCAACAUGACAAUCUCCGUCGACGAGGACCCGCUCCUAGUGUAGAAACGCCUCAUUCUAAAAUACAACGAUUCCUAUUUUCAGGUGAUUAUACACUAAAGAAAAAACUUAAUAUAUUAAAUUUAAUCUAUGCCACUGGCCCCAGGGCAGACCCAGAACACGCUAGAGGGAUUGCAUAUCUCAUCUGGCCUGGGAACGGAGAGAGGGAUGAGGGAUGUCUGGAGUGCUUUGCUUGGCCUGCUGCCCCUGCGUCCUGGCUCCAGAUAAGCUGGUCAAAAUGGAUAGAUGGAUGGAUAUGCCAACAUAUCCCCCUAAAUCCUACACACUGGUCCUUUAAUUUCUAUGUUUGCCCUGUGACAAAUUACAUUUAGACUAUGAGAGACCUUUUCCUCCAGUGUCUGGGACACUGAAGUUAUUGGAUUACACAGGUGUGUGUUCUGAGUUUAACGUUGUUAGUUAGUGAGACACUCUGUAUGGGACGAGUUGGGAGAGAUUAAAGGUUUACUGGAAAUAA